GCGUAUUUAUGUAUGGAAAAAAUUGGUUUGUCAGGGUUAUGUUUAUACAGAGAUAUAGAUGCAUACAUAUAUACAUAUUUACAGAGAGAGAUAUUGGGUAAUUGCAAUAGAAUAGAAUACCAUCCUAUUCUACCGAUGUCAGGGUUCAGUUAUAGGCUAUAUAGGUCUGUGAACAGUGCCUGGGGUUUGGGAGAGACUAGAAAGGGACUUUGUAGAGCGUCUUUAUUACCAAAGUCUAAAAAGGUUUUUCUUGAUUAGCCACUGUUGUUUCAAAGACCAGAGCCCUGAGCUUUGUUUGAUGGGUUCUUGCUGUUACAUCCUCGGUAAUCUGAGGGAAUUCAUGGCUGUGUCACAGCUUUUCUGUACUAUAAUACCCUUUUCUUGGGCUUUGUAUCCUCCUUCUCACUGCAAGUUAUUUCACCACCACCCCUUCAGCCUGUUGUGUGUCCUCCUAUCAGGGUUCGUGGCUUGUUUCAGUCCUGAACCUCCUGCUGCACGGAAAUUACUGAAGACUGAAAUUACCAAGUAGUUAAUGGCAUCAACAUCUGGCGUUGGUAACAGCUCAAUACUCAUCAAAGAUGUAGCUUCAAACUUUCGUGCAUAUCCUCCUCCUCUAGCAAAAUAUGAGGAAGUUGUAGACAAUUCCCAGCUCUUCAUGUUUACCUUGGAGAAGCUUCACGCAUCUAUGGGUACCAAAUACAUGAUUCCUACUGUUGGAGGAAGAGAACUAGAUUUGCAUCGCCUCUUUGUUGAAGUGACUUCCCGGGGAGGGAUUGCAAAAAUAAUUAGAGAGAGGAAAUGGAAAGACGUAACUUCAGUCUUCAAUUUUCCGUCAACAGCCACAAAUGCUUCUUUUGUGUUGAGGAAGUACUAUGCUUCACUGCUUUACCAUUAUGAACAAAUCUACUAUUUUAAAUCCCGGGAAUGGGACCCUACUGCUCCUGAUGUUUUGCAGAACCAAUCAACCCUGGCAGUUCCUCCUCCAAAAAUUCAGUUUCCACAGUCUUUGCCAGAAAUUCAACCAGCCGUCUUUCAACAGUCAAAUGUUAAUGCUGCUAAAUUGCCUGAAGGUGCCACGACGUGGUUUACCAGAAGCAGAUCUAGUGUUUUAUCUCCUUUUGAGAUUUAUGUUCCAUGACAUAAUAUAAAUGAGCAUUGUAUCAAAUCUCAAUGCCCAUUUUGUGCAAACUGGAAAUUGUUUUCUAUAUAUUUUGAAAAUUUGUGGCAUAUUUUUAUGAGUUUGCGUUUAUUUGGCUCACUUGUAUUGAUUUGGCUAUAAUAUUAAUUUGUAUGAAAUAUCAUUUGCAAAAGGGAGAUCUCUUAUAAAAGUAUCAGAUUUACGGGAAGUUAACCACUUAUUCUAUUACUAACAGUUGAACUUGUCUUUUUGAUUUGGCCAUGGUAUUAAAUUGUACUAAAGUUCAUCUGCAAAAUUGUAAUCUCUUGCAAACUAAUGGUUACAAGAAGUUGACCAAUUUUUAUAUUACUAAUAGACUUGAAGUUGCACUUGUUUUUU
Molecule: messenger RNA, 1516 nt
Organism: Vigna umbellata (rice bean)
Lineage: Eukaryota; Viridiplantae; Streptophyta; Magnoliopsida; Fabales; Fabaceae
Source: RefSeq, a predicted model, not a curated record